This is a messenger RNA of Drosophila serrata, 739 nucleotides long. It is a transcript of the gene RpS10b, whose product is annotated as Ribosomal protein S10b. Lineage: Eukaryota; Metazoa; Arthropoda; Insecta; Diptera; Drosophilidae. The record is from RefSeq and is a predicted model, not a curated record. Gene Ontology annotation, cellular component: cytosolic small ribosomal subunit. Gene Ontology annotation, molecular function: RNA binding; structural constituent of ribosome.
AUCGAUAGCGACAUCGGUGUUUUGACAGCUCUACUGUCAAUUUUCUUUUCCUUUCUUUCCGGUCUCUGCUCCAUAGAAGACGCAAACAUGUUCAUGCCAAAGGCCCAUCGUGUCGCUAUCUACGAAUACCUCUUCAAGGAGGGUGUAAUCGUGGCCAAGAAGGACUUCCACGCCCAGAAGCACCCUGAGCUGGAGUCGAUCCCCAAUCUGCACGUCAUCAAGGCUCUGAAGUCUCUGCACUCUCGCGGCCUCGUCACGGAGCAGUUCGCCUGGAGGCACUACUACUGGUACCUCACCAACGAGGGAAUCGAGGAGCUGCGCAGCUACCUGCAUCUGCCCCCCGAGAUUGUGCCCUCGACCCUGAAGCGUCCCGCUCGCUCGGAGACUGUGCGCCCGCGCCCAGCCGCUGGAGGCCCACGCGGCCCCGGAGACGCCUCCAAAACCGGCGAGGACCGUUCGGCCUACAGACGCGCUCCCGGUGGCAGUGGUGUUGACAAGAAGGGUGAUGUUGGACCCGGCGCCGGUGAGGUCGAGUUCCGUGGCGGAUUCGGACGCGGUUCCCGUAACUAAGUCACUUGCUGCGUUUCAGUUUUUUUAUGUAAAAUUAAUUCACAGUAAAGAAACUAAUGUUGAACUGAAGAUUCCCCUCAACAAAAACAACAAAAAAUAAGAAAAAUACAUCAGAAAUGUGUGUGUUUUAUGAAUGACCAUCCAAUCCAAUUAUAAAACAAACGCAAGU